CAGAUAGCCAUAAGCGGUGUUGCCAUUAAAAUAGAUAUUCAUAAAAAUGACUCCUGUUGUCCAGAAAAAUUAGAAAGAUUUCAAGUAAAUAAUUUAGGUGUGCUUGGCUGCUUACAAACAAAAUGGAAGAUAAUGAGAGAUAAUUAACAAUUAUUUAUGGUUCAAAGGGCCACAACUCUUAUAUAUGAGUAUGUUACUGAGGAAAACCUUCCUGCGACGGCAAUGCUUUGGAAAGAUAAGCAAGACAGUCCUGUUAGUGAUGUUGAUGGUGUCAGUGAUGAUCAACAUAUCAUUUAUCAUGGAGACUAACAGCAAACUGCAGUACAAUUCAAAACAAUCAGAUCCUUCAAAACAAUCAGGACUUUCAAAACAAUCAGAUGAGCUUUCAGUAAGCAAGAACUUUGGAAACCAUAAUGACAUACCAGUGAUACAAGAAGAGCUAUUUCCUUCUGUAAAGAUUGAUGUCUUGUCCAGUAAAGAAAGAGUCGUAGUUAAAACUGAUGGAAAAAUCGUAUACAAGAAAGAUGGUCUUGAUGAAGAUAGAGGAAUUCAUGUUCUUGUGCUUAACCAAGCAACUGGUGCUGUCAUGGCAACACGCUUGUUUGACACAUAUUUACAGAAAGAGGACGAGGCCAUGAUAGAGUUCUUAGAUUCAUUAUCUUAUGGCAGAAUACUGGUGUUUACCAUUAAGGAUGAAGGGACAUUCCAGUUACAAGACAAGGCUAAGAUGCGUCUAGGUGAUUACGGUAGUGAUGCUAGCUUUACUCUAUUCUGGAGGGACAUGUGGGUGUUAGUUCCUGUCAAGUGGAAACAGAGAAGGAAAGGUUUAGGGGAGAUGUUUUCAAGAUCUCCAGGUAUUGAUCAAUGGGGGGAGCCUGUCUCAUUAUCUGUUACUGUUGAUUUAGUCCCUGGUAAAGAUACUAAAUGUAAAUCAUGGCCAACGGAUGCAAUGUCUACAAGACGUGAAAGAUUCUGUGAUAUAUAUGAAGGUUAUGGUACAGUGUGUGACUGUGAUAAUCCACAACAACUGGAAUUUCCACCUGUACCUUUAGAGAAUGGCAAUGUGUUAGAUGUACCACUGAUUGUUAUUGCCAGUGAUAGACCACAUUAUUUAUUUAGAACUUUAAAAAAACUUUUACAGACCCCUGGUGUUCAAGCUGAUAAAAUUAUUGUGUUCAUUGAUGGAAUUCAUGAUGAGCCAUUAGAAGUAACACGGUUGCUGAAUGUAAAAGGUGUUCAUCAUGAACCCCAGGGAGAGAAAAAUGCUAGAAUCUCGCAACAUUAUAAAGCUAGUCUCACUGCAACAUUUAAUUUUCAUCCUGAUGCAGAAUAUGUGAUAAUUUUAGAAGAGGAUCUUGAUGUCUCACCUGAUUUCUUCAAUUAUUUCUAUCAGACCAAACAUUUGUUAGAUGAGGACCAAUCUUUGUAUUGUAUUUCAGCUUGGAAUGAUCAGGGUUAUGAACAUUCGUGCCAGGAUCCAGCACUGUUGUAUAGAAUAGAGACGAUGCCGGGACUCGGCUGGAUGAUGAAAAAAUCAUUGUUUAAAGAUGAGCUUGAACCCCAGUGGCCUGGUCCAGAUAAGCGAUGGGACUGGGACAUGUGGAUGAGACAUGAUGCUAUACGUAAAUCUCGAGAGUGUAUUAUUCCAGAUAUUUCACGCACAUAUCAUUUUGGCUCCAAGGGCCUCAACAUUAAUCCAUAUUUUCAAGAACUUUAUUUUCAAUCACAUAAAUUAUUGGCAAAACCAAAUGUCAAGUUAAAAGAUGUGGAUAGGAUGACAAAUGAGAAAUAUGAAGUGUUAAUUAAAGAAUUAAUAAAAAGUGCCACAGUAUUAGAUCAUUCCAAAAAUCCUUGUGCUGAUGAUUUUAUACCACAAAACACAGAGAUAGAAACCUAUGUAAUGUAUAUACACAUGAAAGAUGCAGUUGAUUUUGAGACAUGGAAACAGAUAGCUAAAUGUUACAAACUCUGGGAUUUAGAUGUCAGAGGUUUCCAUAAGAGUAUGUGGCGCCAGUAUUUAAAGGGCAAACAUCUAGUCAUUAUUGGUGCUCCAGCCUCACCUUAUGCAGAAUUUAAACCUGCAGAUAUCCCUCCAAUUGACCUUGAAAGUAAAGAACAGAAGAAAGAGGGAACUUGAAUGAAAUCCUUUAUGCUUAUUGUGGAGAUUAUAUUAAUGUUUUUUAUAUUGACUGUAUCAACCAGGAUUUUACAAGUGUUUUUUGGUUCAUUGCAUUUUUUGGUUAAGUUUAUCUAUAAGAGUCAUAAAGAUAUGCCAGUGUUAUAUUUAGAUUUUGAUUUCAUCUUAUUAGUGAAUAGAGACAAAAGUGUUAAAUAUUUAACUUUUGGUGCAUGUUAUAUCUUUGAGUCUAUAGAAACAUUUAUGUUUCAAUAACAAAUAUAGUUGUUCCUGUAAGUGAGUAGAAACAUUCAUACUCCAAUAAGCAAUUUAGUUGUUUCUGUGAGACUUUAGAAACAUUUAUGUUUCAAUAACCAAUUUAGUUGUUUCUGUAAGUCAGUAGAAACAUUCAUACUCCAAUAACCAAUUUAGUUGUUUCUGUAAGUCAGUAGAAACAUUCAUACUCCAAUAACCAAUUUAGUUGUUUCUGUAAGUCAGUAGAAACAUUCAUACUCCAAUAACCAAUUUAGUUGUUUCUGUAAGUCAGUAGAAACAUUCAUACUCCAAUAACCAAUUUAGUUGUUUCUGUAAGUCAGUAGAAACAUUCAUACUCCAAUAACCAAUUUAGUUGUUUCUGUAAGUCAGUAGAAACAUUCAUACUCCAAUAACCAAUUUAGUUGUUUCUGUAAGUCAGUAGAAACAUUCAUACUCCAAUAACCAAUUUAGUUGUUUCUGUAAGUCAGUAGAAACAUUCAUACUCCAAUAACCAAUUUAGUUGUUUAUGGGAGUAUGUAGCCAAUAACUAAUUUAGUUGUUUCUUGAGUCUUUAGAUAUGUUCAUGUUUCAGUAGCCAAUUUAGUUGUUUCUGAGAGUCUUUAGAAACAUGCAUGCUUUAAUGACCAAUUUACAGCUUGUUAUUUCCAUAAUUUCAUGAGAACAUUCAAGGUCAUUAACAUUUUAAUAUGCUAGUGCAAUACCCAAUUGUGUUAUUGAAUAUUGCUUUAUUUUGUACAGUCCCAAAUUUAUUAAACACAAAACUGGGGAUGUUAUUUUUUCUCUUUACAAAAUCAUAAUUUAUAGAGAUAAUAUGCAAAGAUAAUUAUUGCUUGUGUGGUUAAAGUCACUAGUCAUUUUAUAAGCCUUCACAUUAAUAUGGCAGAUGAAAAUAUUUUUUGGAUAUAUUGAAAUAUUCUGUUUUCCUGGUUUUGAAUAAAAUUCAGAUGUAUUACACUUUCGAAUGAACAUUCAACAAAGAUUUUGAAGUUAUAAUGUUUAUAAAUAGUAUAACGUUUAUUUGUUUCUAAGGCAGCACAAUUCACUUAAUUAGGUUUUAAUGAAAUUAUUUUGAUACAUUAUAAAUUUAAGCCAACCACCUGUCUUAUUUUUUUAUAAAAUGAAGAAAAACAUUUUGCAUUUUUAUGAACAUAUGUUUGUGAUAUACUAUGCAAUAUAAAUGUUAUCCAAAGUGUGUUUAAAGUGUAUGCCAAAGUUUGUAUUUGUCUAUCAGUGCUAUUUAAAUAUUUUUGAACAACACAGUUUCUAUUAAUUAUUUUAUUGAUAAAUAUUAUACAAUGUAAAUGGUACAAUGUUUUUGCUCUGUUUAUUAUCAUCAAAGAUUGAUCUACAUUGAAUAUCCACCUGUUUAGUGUGUAAGUCACUCAUUACUAAGAAUCAUAUGUUUUCUAUUGAUCAUGUCCAUUUACGUUUCAGAAAGGGUGUAGACUUUGAAUAUUAAUUCAUUACGAUGAAUAGUUCAGUAUUCAAAGUUUUUAAAUAAUUGGUCAUUAAUUCAUGAAUAGUUAAAAAUCCUAAGUUUUUGAAUAUUGAUUCAUUAAGAUGAAUACUAUAGUAUAUGAAGUUAAUGAAAAUUGAUUAAAUUAGAUAAAUCAUGUAUACAUUAGAUUAUUGAAUAUUAAAUUCAUUAAGAUAGUUAAGAUAUAAAAGUAAAGUGUAAUAUAUUUAGUUACAAGAUAAUAAUUAAGAAUGUGUAAUAUGUGUAAUACAUUAAAGUAUUGAUAAUGAAUUGUGCUAUAGAUUUAUAACUACAGUGGCCUUAAAAUAGUAUUUAAGAGAUAU
This is a messenger RNA of Ruditapes philippinarum (Manila clam), 4192 nucleotides long. Its product is annotated as protein O-linked-mannose beta-1,2-N-acetylglucosaminyltransferase 1-like. The record is from RefSeq and is a predicted model, not a curated record. Gene Ontology annotation, molecular function: beta-1,3-galactosyl-O-glycosyl-glycoprotein beta-1,3-N-acetylglucosaminyltransferase activity. Bases 185 to 2137 code for a protein of 650 amino acids. Lineage: Eukaryota; Metazoa; Mollusca; Bivalvia; Venerida; Veneridae. The transcript is spliced from 21 exons. Gene Ontology annotation, biological process: protein O-linked glycosylation via N-acetylgalactosamine. Gene Ontology annotation, cellular component: Golgi membrane.